This is a messenger RNA of Chrysoperla carnea, 1670 nucleotides long. RefSeq lists its product as uncharacterized. Bases 1 to 1512 code for a protein of 503 amino acids. The transcript has 8 exons. The record is from RefSeq and is a predicted model, not a curated record. Lineage: Eukaryota; Metazoa; Arthropoda; Insecta; Neuroptera; Chrysopidae.
AUGUCUCGAUCAACAAUAGAUAUGUCUUCGAAACGUCCAAAAAAGCAAUUGACACCAGAAGAAAAAUAUAUCGUACGAGCAAAAGCACGUCGACAAUUUAAGGCUGGUUUUCAUAGAACCGUGGCACAUUUAAGAUGGUUGAUUCCAGAAAAAAAACCGAUUGUGAGCUCACAUGAUCUGAAUUUAUUUUCCUUCGAUGAUAAAUGUUUACUAAUGAAACCUAUUGAUGAUCGAACUCAAGAAGAUAAUGAUCAGUUAAUCAAAUUAAUUUGUAACACAAAAAUGCUUAAGCAUUAUCCAAUGUCUGUAAGAAAUGGUCUUGCUUGUGUAACAUAUUUGUGUUGUUUUGGACCUGAACGAAUCAUCUCCAAACAAAACAGGCCAGCAACAGUGUAUUAUUUUUUACUUGAUGGUAAAAUCCGUGAAACAUACGAAACAAUGGAUCCUUUGUUAAAUGAAUUAGUAAUUGAAGAAAAGGGAAUAUUUGGACCGGGUUAUGGUUAUGGUGAUAUCAGCAUAUUAAAUAAAACACCUCGAAUUUCUACUAAAACUACUUUAACUGAUGUUAUGUUAUUAUGUGUAAACAAAAAUGAUUUCGAAAAUGUAUUAAAACAAACAGUCCAAGAAAUGUGGGAUGAAAUUAGGGAACAAUUUGAGAUAAUACCAUAUUUUCAACAAUAUAAUCAAAAGGAAAUCGGCGAAUUACUUAUUAUCUCAAGAAUAUUAUAUUUUGAGCCUGAUGAAAUUCUAUUAGGAGAUCAAAAAGGAUUUAAAAAUUUUACAUACAUAAUAUUAGACGGGACUUGUCGAAUGAUUGAAAAUUUAGAAGUAAUUCCUUGUCGAACAAUUUUAUCAACCACAUAUACUUUACAUAAACCAACAGACUCAACAUCAGUCAUUGCCGGGAAUAUAGUUUCAACAGGAACACUUAAUCCAUCUUAUCCAUCAGGUUCAGCCAUUCCUCUUAAGAAAAACGACAAACGUACUGUUUCUAAAGAAAAAAAGCAUCAAUCUUUCAAUGAUACACCAGAUGUUUCGAAAGACACCAUCAUUGAAACCACUGUAAAUUCUAGUAAAACAACUAGUUUAUAUCAAUCAAAAGGUUCAUUUCAUCGAGGGUCAUCGUAUUUUCCAGCGGUAGCGCCACCAAAUGUUGAGACACAUUAUAUGCAGCUUUGUACAAUGAAAUAUGGUAGUACAUUUAAUGUUGGUGAAAAUUUAAAAAAUCGUCGUAUCGUUGCAAUAACAGCCGUAAAAUGUUUAAUCGUACCAAAAUAUUGGAUAUUAACACAUGAUAAAGAUAAAACAUGGAUAUCGUUAUGUCAAUUAUUAGAUCGUCACAUACCCAGCACCAAACAGAUAUUUAAAGAAUUUAAAAAUCAGCAUAAAUGGUUAGAGUAUCGUAAAACGUUACAGGAUGAUGUGUUGUCAGCCCAUUACUAUCCAAGUUACAAUACUGUUCAUAAUAUUCCACCAUAUUAUCGUGUGGAAUAUCAAGUACCCAAGGAUUGAUUUAGUUUAGUCAUUGAAUUGUAUUUUUUUUGAGUGGUUAGGUUUUAAUAUUGUAAAAAAAAAAAAAUACAAAAACAUAAACAAAAUGGAAAAGCCAUAUAUUAAGUAUGUUCAAAUUAUUUGCUGUAAGACGAGGAUCGUUUGGACAGAGAUGUCGA